Messenger RNA from Gastrolobium bilobum, 1622 nucleotides. RefSeq lists its product as uncharacterized. Bases 115 to 1161 code for a protein of 348 amino acids. Lineage: Eukaryota; Viridiplantae; Streptophyta; Magnoliopsida; Fabales; Fabaceae. Gene Ontology annotation, cellular component: endoplasmic reticulum; COPII-coated ER to Golgi transport vesicle. The record is from RefSeq and is a predicted model, not a curated record. The transcript has 12 exons.
GACCAAAACAAGAGAGGACUUGGGAAAAAAGAAAAAAAAGACUAAAGCACCUUCCGGGAAGGGUGGGUUUCCCCGAGCUGCUUUGGACAGGAUUGAACACAAAAAAAGGUUAAUAUGGGUGUGAAAAGUGUCAUUAAGAAUCUGGACGCGUUUCCACGCGCCGAGGACCAUUUGAUGCAGAAAACUCAAUCUGGGGCUCUUGUUUCGAUAAUUGGUCUAAUAAUAAUGGCGACAUUGUUUCUGCACGAGCUGGGUUAUUAUCUUACAACUGACACUAUCCACCAGAUGUCAGUAGACCUGAAGCGUGGAGAAACUCUUCCAAUCCAUAUAAACAUGACAUUUCCUUCUUUACCUUGUGAUGUUUUAAGUGUAGAUGCCAUUGAUUUGUCAGGCAAGCAUGAGGUGGAUCUUGAUACAAACAUAUGGAAACUUCGCUUGAACAGUUAUGGCCAUAUAAUUGGCACUGAAUAUAUAUCUGAUCUUGUCGAAAUGGAACACACCGCUCACAGUCAUGAUGAUGAUAAAGAUCAUCAUGAGCAUUCAGAACAAAAGAUUCAUUUACAAACCCUUGAUGAAUCUACUGAAAAUACUAUCAAGAAGGUGAAGGAAGCAUUAAGCAGUGGGGAGGGAUGCCGGGUUUAUGGUGUUUUAGAUGUUCAAAGGGUUGCUGGAAAUUUCCAUAUUUCAGUGCAUGGGCUAAAUAUAUAUGUUGCACAAAUGAUCUUUGAUGGAUCAAAGAAUGUGAAUGUAAGUCACAUUAUCCACGAUUUGUCAUUUGGUCCCAAAUAUCCAGGCAUUCACAACCCACUUGACGGGACAGAAAGGAUUCUGCAUGAUACAAGUGGAACAUUCAAAUAUUAUAUAAAGGUUGUUCCAACCGAAUAUAGAUAUAUCUCAAAAGAAGUUCUACCAACUAAUCAGUUUUCCGUUUCAGAAUAUUAUUCUCCUAUUAAUCAGUUUGAUCGGAACUGGCCAGCUGUCUACUUUUUGUAUGAUCUCUCACCCAUUACUGUCACUAUCAAAGAAGAACGCCGCAGUUUUCUUCAUUUUAUUACUCGGCUUUGUGCAGUGCUAGGUGGAACCUUUGCUUUAACAGGGAUGAUGGACCGUUGGAUGUUCAGACUUCUUGAAGCUUUAACUAAUCCAAAGUCUAAACGGUAGAUCAGGAAGUCAUUGCAAUUUUUAGCAGCUCCCGUGCAUCUCCAAGGGAUUUCAGGCACUAUAUGGAAUUUUUUACCACCUUCGAUUCAAAAUAUAGUGGCAUAGUUGAAUCAAGCAUUAACUUCUGAACUUUCAGACUCGUGUUCAUGCUAUUCCUUGUAUUGUCUGAAAUCAACGACUAGCCAAUCUUAAUAUCUUUUCUUUUGGAGUGGAUGUUUUGGGGUUCAGUUUGACAGUCAACAGCAUUGUCAUAGCAACCAUACCUGUGAAAUUUUGAAUAUAGUGAUUAGAUAGAUUGUUAAUUUCUCAUAAUUGUUGUAACUCCGUGUGGAAAUCCGUAUUACAUUAUCGUAAACUUGCAUAGGACCUGAGAGCGACAGAUUGCUGUUAGUGCACAUUUGUUUAGUCCUCUCUCUUUUGUACUAGGAAUAAACUAAAUUUUUAUUAUUGAUAAUGAAGAA